This is a messenger RNA of Magnusiomyces paraingens, 939 nucleotides long. RefSeq lists its product as uncharacterized. Gene Ontology annotation, molecular function: rRNA methyltransferase activity; RNA binding; histone H2AQ104 methyltransferase activity. The transcript has a single exon. Lineage: Eukaryota; Fungi; Ascomycota; Dipodascomycetes; Dipodascales; Dipodascaceae. Gene Ontology annotation, cellular component: box C/D methylation guide snoRNP complex; small-subunit processome; nucleolus. The coding region runs from base 1 to 939 and encodes 312 amino acids. The record is from RefSeq and is a predicted model, not a curated record. Gene Ontology annotation, biological process: box C/D sno(s)RNA 3'-end processing; rRNA methylation.
AUGGCAUUUAAUCAAGGAAGAGGAAGAGGCGGUCCCCGAGGUGGCGGUCGCGGUGGCCCCCGAGGCGGCGCUUCUAGUCGCGGUGGCCCUCGUGGCGGUGCUCGUGGUGGCCGUGGUGGUUCCCGCGGUGGGGCUGGUGGCCGUGGUGGUCGUGGUGGUGCUCGCGGUGGCCGUGGUGGAAAGUUUGGGGCUGGUGGUGCCAAAGGUGGCGCCAAAGUUAUUGUUGAACCUCAUCGACAUGCCGGUGUUUUCAUUGCUCGAGGAAAAGAAGAUUUAUUAGUUACUAAAAAUAUGGCUCCCGGUGAAAGUGUUUAUGGUGAAAAGAGAAUUACAGUGGAAAGCGGUGAUAAGUCAGAUGGUUCAGCGCCUACCAAGACAGAGUACAGAGUUUGGAAUCCUUUUAGAUCAAAGUUAGCUGCCGGUAUUCUGGGUGGUAUUGAUGAAUUUGGCAUUGCACCAGGGAAGAAGGUUCUUUACCUAGGUGCUGCAUCCGGCACAUCUGUUUCUCACGUAUCUGAUGUUGUCGGCCCUGAAGGUGUUGUUUAUGCAGUUGAGUUUUCUCCAAGAUCUGGUCGUGAUCUUAUUUCUAUGGCUCAAAAGAGACCAAAUGUUAUUCCUAUUAUUGAGGACGCCAGACAUCCUCAGAAAUAUCGCAUGCUGGUUGGGAUGGUUGAUGCAGUUUUUGCCGACGUUGCUCAGCCCGAUCAAGCAAGAAUUAUUGCUUUAAACUCACACUUGUUUUUGAAAGACAAGGGAAGCGUUAUUAUUUCUAUCAAGGCCAACUGUAUUGACUCAACUGUUGAUGCGGAAACUGUCUUUGCACGGGAAGUUCAGAAACUUCGUGAAGAAAGAAUUAAGCCUUUAGAACAGUUAACACUCGAGCCCUACGAAAGAGAUCAUUGUAUAGUAAUUGGAAGAUAUCUCCGAUCAGGAAACUAA